GAUGGAGGAGAAACUGUCCGAUGAAGAGCUCUUGGACCUUAUUCCUACCUUAGAGAAUGGGGAUUUCUUUCCAAUCGGUCUCAAGUUGGACUACGAUAAGGAUACCCUUAAUCAAAUCAGAGGUGAUCAUCAAAAUGAUGUAAGCGCGGCUUUCAAGGCUCUCUUCCUAAGUUGGGAGAAUUACGUCACACUCUCACCCAAAGCUGCCAGAUUGAUGCUAGCCGAUGCGCUCAAGUUUGUAGAGAGGAAGGAUCUUGCCGGCAGAGUGACAGGCGAACCGACAAACGGUGAAAAGGAACGUGUUGAAUACAUGUGCAAGAAACACAGCUUCAGAGAAGCCUCCUACUACUGCAAGCAGUGUAAAGAGAACAUAUGUGAGCGAUGUCUGGAGGACGAACACCAAACCAACAACGUCAUACCCGUCAAUGACAUGCACAUCAAGAUCAAACACGAGCUGAAGAGUUGCUUUGAUCGCGUGAACCAAGCCAGGGAUCGCCUGGAGAAGAUAAGGGGCGAUAGGAAAGGCGGCAUGAGCGGUAUGAUUACCAAGACACAAGUCGGUAUCCAGGUCAUGCGUGAAGGCAUCUACAAAGUGUUCUCCGAAGCGCACAACAUGAUGGCCCGGGAGAGGGAUGCGCUGAUCGAGAAGGCCAAUGUUCUGGAGAGGUCGGCAAACCCGGAGGUGUAUGGGUUCGCCUUGUCAAAGCUGAAGAAAUGCGAGCUGGCCUUGAUGGAGGUGAAGGAGAAAGCACAGUUUGUCAACGACGUGACGAAGUUCGAAGCUGCGUCGCAAAAGAUUGAUGUCAUCCUGAAUGCUUGCCUUGACAGGGGCCCGCUGAUGAACCUGAACAAGCUGGAUAUGAAGAUGGUGGCGUGUCCUUCUGUUUACCUAGGACACCUCGAGGAAGUCUCAGGGUGGGACUUUGUGGAGCAGUUUGAUCUCCCCGACGACAAGAAGGAAGAGAUGAACGUCUGUAUCAAGUUGACGGACCGGAAGAUCGUGGUCGGUUACAGGCUCGGUGGUGCGGAUAUCAUAGAUCUUGACACCAAGAAGACAAGCAGAAUAGCCUAUGAUGUGAGAAUCAGCAGUAUGGCUCUGAUGAGCUCUGGACACAUCAUUUUAUGUACGACAGACAACAAGCUAGGCAUGAUAACACAAGCAGGACAUAAAAUGUCUUCGUUCUUCUUCACGCAAAAGACCAACAAACCAUGCUGCGUGUGCGUCGAUGACAAGGACACGAUAUACAUGGGUUACUCCGAGUUCAGCAACAUCGAGGUCUUUGAGACAACCGGAGGAUUCUUGAGGAACAUCGGCACCAUCCUGCAGCCAUGGUGCAUGUCCAUCAUGAAGUCGGGCCACAUCGCUGUCACCGAAUGCACCGUAGGUCUUCGUGAUGCUGUCGAGAUCAUGAGCCAGGAAGGUCGUCCGGUGGGGCACAUCAUCGGACGCUUGGGAUGCUCCCCAUUCUCCUGCAUCGACGAGGCGGGGAACAUCUUUGUAGCGAUGGUAACCAACGAUGGGCGGUGCACUCUCAGGAAGUAUUCUCCGACUGGAGAUCAUCUGGAGACAGUUGUGGAGGAGCUUCAGCUGGAGUGGCAUGAGAAUCGCGAGUGGCUCCAGCUUGCCAGUCUCUCACCCAAUGAACUUGUUCUAUGUGAUAGAGGUUCCGUAUAUGUCUACAGACGUAGACCAACACUGUCGAUGAUGACAACAAUUAUAGGCUCAAAUUAAUCACACCUGACAUUAUGUUCGUUGUACCCACCAAAGGCAACGCUAGACCAAUGAUGUGGAUUUGACUCCAUUCAAAAUAGUCUGUGGCAAAUGUUGAUUCUUUAGAGCUUUAUUGGAAUUUGCAAAAAAAAUUACUUUUCCUCGUUUGCCUGAAUAUUCAUCUCUAUUCAUAAAAAGUGAAAAU
Molecule: messenger RNA, 1916 nt
Organism: Strongylocentrotus purpuratus (purple sea urchin)
Lineage: Eukaryota; Metazoa; Echinodermata; Echinoidea; Camarodonta; Strongylocentrotidae
Exons: 3
Coding region: 2-1732 (576 amino acids)
Biological process (GO): positive regulation of DNA-templated transcription
Cellular component (GO): chromatin; nucleoplasm
Molecular function (GO): zinc ion binding; ubiquitin-protein transferase activity
Source: RefSeq, a predicted model, not a curated record